GAGGGACCUUCUGCGAACACAAAAGCCUGACGCCGCUGCUGUUAGUGGCAGAAAGCGACAGGCGGGGGAAGGAGCAGCUGGGUGACUGAGCCGCGGCGAUGAGGAGACCGCAGCAGCCGUGACAGACGUGGGAACCGACGCGCGAGAGAAGCAGCUGCGCUCGUGGAGAAGAGGAAGGAGUGGAGCACAUCAGGGGCUCGAGCUCAUGAGGCAUGGCCGUUUUCAACCAGCAAAACUUGGGGGACUUCUACGAUGUCGGAGAGGCACUGGGAAGCGGCCAGUUCGCCGUCGUCAAGCGCUGCACGGAGAAGAGCACGGGCGCCGUGUUCGCCGCCAAGUUCAUCAAGAAGCGCCUGCACCACGUCAGCAGGCGCGGCGUGAGCCGGGAGGAGGUGGUCCGCGAGGUGAGCAUCCUGCGGGAGCUGCAGCAUCCCAACAUCGUGUCGCUGCACGACGUGUACGAGACGCGCACGGACGUGGUGCUCGUCCUGGAACUGGUCUCCGGAGGGGAGCUGUUCGACUUCCUAGCUCAGAAGGAGUCGCUGUGUGAAGAGGAGGCCACGCAGUUCAUCAAGCAGGUCCUCGAUGGAGUCCAGUACCUCCACUCCAAGAGAAUCGCACACUUUGACCUCAAGCCUGAAAACAUAAUGCUGCUGGACAGGAACGCACCGCUACCUCGCAUUAAAAUCAUAGACUUCGGGCUGGCGCGCAAGAUCGAGGCCGGCGCCGACUUCAAGAACAUUUUCGGGACCCCCGAGUUCGUCGCUCCAGAGAUAGUCAAUUAUGAGCCGCUGGGGCUGGAGGCAGACAUGUGGAGCAUUGGAGUCAUCACGUACAUACUCCUGAGCGGCGCGUCGCCCUUCCUCGGCGACUCGAAGCAGGAGACGCUGGGCAACAUCUCGGCGGUGAGCUACGACUUCGACGACGAGCUCUUCAGCAACACCAGCGAGAUGGCCAAGAGCUUCAUCAGGCAGCUGCUGGAGAAGAACACCAGGAAACGGAUGACCAUUCACGACGCCCUCAACCAUCCUUGGAUUAAGCCUCUGAAUCCCAGACAGGCCAUGGUGAAGAGGUUGUCCGUGAUCAACCUGGACAACUUUAAGAGGCAGUACGCCAGGCGCAGGUGGAAGCUGUCGUUCAGAAUCGUGGCCCUGUGCAACCACCUCACAAGGAUCAUGAAGAAAGGCAACAACCUGCAACCUGAGCAGGAGGGGAGGGAUUGUGAAAGUGACCAAGAAGAAGAAGUCCUGAAGAGGAGGCCGCGGACCCGAAAGAGAAGCAGCACUUCCUGAAGCGACCGCAGCGUCGGCCGACGUCCUGGUUGCAGUGCGGCUGCUCGGCCGCUCGCUCGCGGACGUUACUGCCUCUGUGACUGACGGGCGGCGCCGUGUCCGCUCGUCUUUUCCUCCUCAGAGCCCGGCACAUCACUGCGUCUGCUGUAUGUUACACCCACCCUGCCUUUUGAACCUUAGAGCCGCUCAGAGAAAUGCCCCAGCAUGUCCACAGCCUUCUAAUAUGUACAGUCUUAACCCCCCCCUGACUCGUUUGGUUUCCAUUCACAGUAAAAGUCUUCAUUGUGCUGCUGUAAUGACAGACUCUUAAGUGUUUACAUGUUAUUCUGCUAACUGUUAUCGAUGUUUGAGGACUUCACAGUAGUUUACUGUGGUAAAUUCCUGAAGCCUGUACAAUUUUGCAUAACCACCUGUGGACUGUAGCAUAUUAGAAAUUUUUGGAAAUGACCCACAUUCAAUGAAACAACAAUUUUUUAGCAUUUCACUGUUUUAUAUACUUAUCUAUGUAAAGGUUUUACAACCGAUUUAUUAAGACGUUAUUAAGUCUUAUUGUACUUUGUAUUUAUGGUGUAAAUAUACAAAACAUACUGCUGGUUGAAUGUCUUAAGGUUCUGUUAUAGUUUUGUCUUAGCUCAUUAAAAUGGUAAUUCACCACUUCAGGCA
Molecule: messenger RNA, 1955 nt
Organism: Betta splendens (Siamese fighting fish)
Lineage: Eukaryota; Metazoa; Chordata; Actinopteri; Anabantiformes; Osphronemidae
Gene: dapk2b
Product: death-associated protein kinase 2b
Exons: 12
Coding region: 213-1292 (359 amino acids)
Biological process (GO): positive regulation of apoptotic process; intracellular signal transduction; protein phosphorylation
Cellular component (GO): cytoplasm; nucleus
Molecular function (GO): protein serine/threonine kinase activity; ATP binding
Source: RefSeq, a predicted model, not a curated record